AUGGCACCGCCCCCACGGCUUCCGCCUCGGACCCAGAAGUCCCCCCGCGACGCCGGAAGUCCCUCGGCCUUACUUCCGCAGAGCCGGCCCCCUCCCCGACGCGGAGCGAGCGCCUUGGUUCCGGCCCCGGGCGGGCGGCGGCAGGGUUCUCCGAGAGCCGCGGAGCGCUGUCGCGGGCGCACUGCGCCCCCGGACGCGGGCGCCGGAAGCUCGGGCGGCGACUGCUCCCGCCGAGCGCCGGGCUGCGCGCGAGGCCCGCGCGGGGCCAUGAACGGCACCGUGAACCCGCUGCUGGACCGCGAGGAGCACUGCCUGCGGCUCGGGGAGAGCUUCGAGAAGCGGCCGCGGGCCUCUUUCCACACCAUUCGCUAUGAUUUUAAGCCAGCAUCCAUAGACACUUCCUGUGAAGGAGAGCUCCAGGUUGGCAAAGGAGAUGAAGUCACAAUUACAUUGCCACACAUCCCUGGAUCCACACCACCAAUGACUGUGUUCAAGGGGAACAAGCGGCCUUACCAGAAAGACUGUGUGCUCAUUAUUAACCACGACACGGGGGAGUAUGUGCUGGAGAAGCUCAGUAGCAGCAUUCAGGUCAAGAAAACGAGAGCUGAGGGGAGCAGUAAAAUUCAGGCCCGAAUGGAGCAGCAGCUCACCCGGGCCCCACCACUGCCACCACCCCCGCCGCCACCACCCCCACCACCACCUAUGCCGUUCAGAGCUCCCAUGAAGCCGCCAGCUGGGCCCAAGACUUCUCCCUUGAAGGAUAACCCCUCACCUGAGCCUCAGCUGGAUGACAUCAAAAGAGAGUUGAGGGCCGAGGUGGACAUCAUUGAGCAGAUGAGCAGCAGUGGCAGCAGCUCCUCGGACUCGGAGAGCUCCUCGGGCAGCGACGAGGACAGCUCCAGUAGCGGCGGGGAGGAGCGUGGCCCGGCGUCCCCCGCUCAGCCUUCACACCAGCAGCCCUACAGCAGCAGGCCCGCCAUGGCCAACGGGACCAGCCGGCCCCAGGGAAGCAACCAGCUCAUGAACACCCUCAGAAAUGACUUGCAGUUGAGUGAAUCUGGCAGUGACAGCGAUGACUAAGAGCCAUGCCUUUCGGGAUCUACUUUGUGGUGCACAAACAUGCUACAGGACGGGGCUGCUUUCGCUUGGAGGCUGCUGCCCCGAGGCAGCCGCUGUGGGCGGUGACUGAGGCCGGAGUGUGGGGUCCUAUGGCUUGCAGACACUCAAGUCCUGAACUUAGAGGUGGCGGGUGAUUUCCUCAUGUACCCUGUGGGUAAGCUCGUGUUUCGGAGUUUAACUAGAUCUAUAGAAGAACUAGAAGUUCUAUUUCCAACCAGUGAACCUUGGUCAUGAACCACACAGACAACUCUGCAGUGGUCUCGGUUACUCAACCCGGGACCCGCCACACCAGCCACUCGGUUCCCAGCCUCACCAGCCACCAUUGGGUCUCCCCAGUGAAGUGAAAUACAGCCUUGGGUGUGGGGGCAGGGAGGGAGGGAGGGAAGCUCAAGUGGCAACAUACAAAUAUGUUAAAACCACUUUGGUGACACCGACAAUCCUGUGUAGGGCUGGAUUGAGAGGAGAGGUCAGCUGGGCAGAGCCCAGAAACCUGCUGGGGCCCUCACAUGUGGGAGAGCUGGGCUCUUAUGACUCUUCUGCCCCCAGUCCUGGCCUUUCCCCCGGCUCCCCUGGAGUUUCACUUGCUGGCACCCGAGGUUCGUCUACAUUUGGAAUUUUUUUUCUGAUUUCCGAAAGGCAAAAGGGUUGGAUCUUUCCAGCUUGAACUUAGAUUGAGACAGUCCCUGCAGGUGUUAGCUGAGCGAGCCAGUUGCUGGUUUGUGUGGCCUGGCUGACUUGGGGCUGCCUUUCUGGAUAGGUCUUUUCUCAGGGUCCCUCCUCCAGUGGGCUUGAGGGAGCGCAGCCAGAGGGAGCGUAAGCAAGGUGUAGGGAAGAAGCCUGUGAGCGGAUGGACCAGCAGCCGGUUUCCCAAAAUGAGACUCUAGGUGGGAGUUCUGCGAAGGAAGCGAGCACACUCCCUGACCAGGUGGUGUUUCUGGUGGUGCCUCUGUGCCCCUGUGCCCUGACCCCAAGACAGGUGGUGGGUGUUUGGACAACUUGAACACAGUCACAGGCUUGCCUUUUGCUGCGUGUAGUUUUAGGCUGAGUGUGGUUGCUAGUAAACCUUUCAUGUUGGAUGACUGUGUGCUAAAUCAUUAGUAGAGAGUGUCCCAGAUCAGUAGUCUGAACGGCUGCGUCCUGAGAAAUUUCUGUCCACUUUGGUUCAGUGGACUUCGAGACAUUAAAACAGAUUCUCCUUCCUGCGCCCCUCCCUCCCCACCUGUGGAGAGGGAAGCCAGUGGCCUGCGACAGGGACUUUGUUGGACUUACACCUUACAGCGUCCACUCUGUUUCAUUCACGUGGUGACUGGUCCCAGGGGCUGGACCCAUGGGUGAGGCCCAGGGACCCAUUGUCCAGCUCCCCACUCACUGCUAGUGGAGGUCAGUGGCCCCUCUCUGGGGUGUUAGAGUUCAUAGGCUGUAGGAAGUUACUUAUAAAGAAUUGGUCAUUGAUUCUUAAUUCCUUGGUAAUGAGGAGCCCUCAGGGAAGUGGCAAGGAGACUUGAAUUGUUACGGGUGGGGGAAUUGCUUCGCUGUGCAUAACUUGCUCAAGCUGGGGCAGGUUCUGGGAACUUGAACUAAAAAUAAUCUUAUUUAAGCUUCCCUCUCUGUUUUUUCCUUUUCUCCCCCAAACCCCUGAUGGAGUAGACAGAACUGUGGACUUGGGGCUGUGGGGUCAUGAUGGCUUGUGGAGGACACGCUGGCCUGGGCCCAGGACCCCCCUGCUAUGUUCUCCCCGCCCCAGCCCUGGCCCUGCACGGCUCCCUCCACAGCUGCAGGGCUCCCUGCACACAGCACUCACAGUUCCUUCUGCACCCACCACGGAAGGGAUCUCUUUGAGUUCAAGAACUGGGCUUUGCAAGCUGCUUUUCAUGAGGACCCUUGGGCCAGCCACACUGGCCUCCUUGUUCUUGCCGCCCUGGGCUACCCACCUUUCGGGCUAUAUCAGCCUGCGGGAACCCCUGCUUGGUGCUCCCCUUCUCUGCCCCCAGACUCCGUAGGUGCUGUUCUCACGGCUUCUUCCAUUUCCCUCACCCACGUCGAGUGCCUGGGUGCACAUCCUCUUGCUUGAAUGAAUGCCUGAAACGCAGGCUGUCUUUCUCAGCUCGACCAGAACUAGAGAGAGUGCUGGAGUGGACAUCAGGUGCCUGUGGCCUGGGGGAGAGGUGGGGCCAGCACACACUCCCUCGCGGUGGCACAAAGCACAGGCAGAGAGCUGAGAGAGACCAGACCCUGCAUUUGGAGACAGCUGAAAUGGAUCCUAGCUAAAGAUAGACCCUGAAUCUCGUGAAUUAGUAAAAUUGUAUAACACCUCUUCCCACCUUUUCCCCCUUUGUGUUGUCUGCCAUUCUGUGGGCUGUGGAGACUUACGUCUGGUUUGCCCAGGGCCAUGGUAAGCCACAGACGGAGAAACGUACUACAAACUACCGAGAUCUGUAGCAGUGCCAUCCUUUGAUUCGUUUCUGUAACAGACGCAUUUUCCUGUGUGCAUCUGGUGAAUUUCUGUGUGCUUCGGUGGUGGGAAAACUUGAGAAUUCCGUAUGAGAGAGGCCGGCUCAGUAGGAUGUGUGUGUGUGAGGUAUUUAUUGCAUUGUUUUGAAAGAGAAGUAGUUUAUUCUGUGGACAGGUAUUAGGUACAGCCAACUUGAUUUUUCCCUUUGGCAAGGAAGGUAGGGCUCCCAAAACUCGGGCCUGACCCGGUAGGCUGGAAGGCACGGCCAAGUGAAGCGUCAGGACGUAAGUGUUUUUGUUGCUCUUGUCUUGGUUUUUCUGUCUUGUUAACAAUCUUGGGUCUUCUGCCUAAAACUUCUGUUUCGCUUAAUUAUGAAGUAGACAAGCAUGUUUACAUUUAUGUAAAAUAUUUUUGCUGUGUAACGUUUGGGGUGUUUUGGUUCUCUUAAAGAUCACCAUAUUUAAAUAAAAACGAAGGUCAGCAAUACA
Molecule: messenger RNA, 4059 nt
Organism: Echinops telfairi (small Madagascar hedgehog)
Lineage: Eukaryota; Metazoa; Chordata; Mammalia; Afrosoricida; Tenrecidae
Gene: EAF1
Product: ELL associated factor 1
Exons: 6
Coding region: 1-1080 (359 amino acids)
Biological process (GO): regulation of transcription elongation by RNA polymerase II; positive regulation of DNA-templated transcription
Cellular component (GO): super elongation complex
Molecular function (GO): transcription elongation factor activity
Source: RefSeq, a predicted model, not a curated record